Raphanus sativus (radish) is the source of this 2003-nucleotide messenger RNA. RefSeq names its product cytochrome P450 71A1-like. Gene Ontology annotation, molecular function: iron ion binding; monooxygenase activity; oxidoreductase activity, acting on paired donors, with incorporation or reduction of molecular oxygen. The transcript is spliced from 2 exons. Bases 41 to 1558 code for a protein of 505 amino acids. The record is from RefSeq and is a predicted model, not a curated record. NCBI's taxonomy places the organism in Eukaryota, Viridiplantae, Streptophyta, Magnoliopsida, Brassicales, Brassicaceae.
AUUAGAUCAAAUAUCACAUCAGAAAUUGAACUUGAAAAUUAUGGAGCAAAUCAGCUUCCACUCAAACCCUUUCCUUCUAAGUCUUCUUGCAUUGUUCCCAGUUAUCUUGUUCGCAGUUAUCAAAAAUAAGAUCAAAUCCAAAAAGCGAAAGCUUCCUCCAUCCCCCACAAAGCUUCCCAUUAUUGGAAACCUUCACCAGAUAGGUAACUUACCCCACAAAUCACUCCACGACCUGUCCCUCAAGCAUGGCCCGUUCAUGUUUGUGAACCUAGGAACCACACCAUGCCUCGUGGUCUCGUCCGCUGAUGCUCUCGAAGAGAUGACCAAAAACCACGAUAUCACAUUCUCUAAUCGACACACCAACACUGGCAUUUCUCCUCUAACGGGGAAUGGUCAAGAUUUGCUGUUUAAUACACAUGGAGAUCAGUGGAAGCAAAUAAGAAAGAUCAGUGUUCUUCAUCUGAUGAGCAAGAACGUAGUUAAUCGGUUUCAAACGGUUAGAGAUGAAGAGAUCUCGAGUAUAUUGGAGACCAUUAAUCUUUCGAGCAAAAAAGGCGAGGAGAUCGAUAUGUCGUAUAUGUUUAACACCAUGCUUACCAAUGUCUUCCAUAGGUCAUACACGGGCAGCUAUCAAAGGGGAGAGAUGAGAGGGCUCGAGAGUGCUACAAGGAACUUUUUGAGUUGCGAUGGCAAAUUGAAGAAGCUCUUGGGAUCUUUCUGCUUCGAGGAUUUCCUUCCAAGCUUAGCAUUGUUGGAUCGAUUUACGGGUUUUACAACCCUCAAAAAGACUACGUACUCCGAGAUGGACGAUGUUAUGGAGAGUCUUAUCAAUGAAAGAAAGAAGGAGAGCUUCGUGGAUGUUCUUCUUCAUCAACGAGAUAACGCUAAACUCGACUAUGACGUCAAAGCAAUCAUGCAGGGUAUACUUAUCGCGGCUGUAGACUCCACAGGCUUGGAGCUAGAUUGGUUACUGGCCGACCUCAUCAAGCACCCCCAAGUUAUGAGGAAAGCACAAGAUGAGGUACAACGAGUAGUUGGGACCAAAUCAAAGAUAAGCAGUAAUGAAAUAGAUCAAAUGCAUUAUUUGAAAUGUGUCAUUAAGGAGACGCUGAGGAUGCACCCUCCAGGGAUAAUUCCACGACAGACAUCAUCCGAGUGGAUCAAAGUAGGUGGUUAUGAUAUACCUCCAAAAACCAUAAUAUUAGUGAAUCUCUUUUCGGUCCAACGAGAUGCUAAAUAUUGGGAGAACCCUCACGAUUACAUCCCUGAAAGAUUCCUAGAAAAGAACAUUGAAUUCAUGGGGAACAAAGAGUACGUUCCAUAUGGAUUUGGUCGUAGGAACUGCCCUGGUAUGGCUUAUGGUAACACGUUACUCGAAGAGGUUAUGGCGAAUCUUUUGUAUCACUUUGAUUGGAAGAUGCCUGAUGAUUCUAAACCGGAAGAGCUUAACAUGGAGGAGGUAUCUCAGUUUCUUGUCGCAAGGAAAUACCCCCUCAAGCUGAUUCCUGUUCAAAGGUUUAAGAGCAGCAGCAAUGGUGAUAUUAUGUUGGCUCUAUAACCUAGAUAUUUUUAUAUUAUUUUAUUAUUAUUUUUUUCAAUUUAAAAAAAAAAAAGGAAACAGCCAAUCACAGACUCUGAAACCUGUGCACAGUAACGUUACUCCCAGAAGAUUGAUCCUUAGUGAAGAGGUAGAAGAGGUUUUGUUGGCACUAGAACCAAAAAACAUGGGACCUACAGCAUUUUAUACUAAUUUAUUUUUAGCUAAGGAUUCGUUUGUUUUCACCGUUGCAGGUGGUCUAAGAGCAACGCAUAGGGUUGGAUCCUUACCCUAUAUUGAGUAUGAUAUGGGGCCAAGGCAUUUGGUUUUCCAAUUAUUCUCAUUUUCAGUUUUUUUUUUCGUGCAACCAAAUAAUACAUUAAAUUUAAAGUGAGUUUGAGACCCAAAAUGUAUGUUUUAUAUAUAAAAGCUACUUAUAUGUAAGAAAUAUAUCUGCAAUGUCAUC